AUCGUUAUAUCAAAGAUUUUUUAAUUUUUAAUUUGAGCAUGUAAAGGAAACAAAAACCCAUAUUUACUGAAAAGCAAAAUUUGAAAGCCUCUUGAGCCCCCUUGAUCCCAGUAACUGUCCCAAAAUGAAUCGCAAUAUCAAAAUGUGUAAUAGGGAUUGCUGCGCGCUCAAGACGGCUCUGACGAUACGUCGAAUGAAGCUGCUGAUUGAGAAGCGGCUGCAGGAGGAAGCCAAUGCGAAGCCCAAGGACAUCAUUGAGACGCCACAGGGAGAGCUCUACAGCUUCGACGAUGUGCAAAAGAUGGCGAAUUUCAUCAUCAAUAGAACGGAGAAGAAACCAAAGUUCGGCUUGAUCCUCAGCUCGCAUGUGAACAUGCUGGCCGACUUGGUCGAGAGUCCGGUGGUAAUUCAGUAUACGGACAUACCGAAGUUCCCGGUCAGCCCACUGCACGGGAACAACUCCAAGCUGUUCGUGGGCCAGAUCAUGGGCGGCACAGUGAUCGCUGUCCAGGGACGAAUGCACGUAUACGAAGGCAACCCGGUGGGCAGCUGUACGUUACCUGUGCGCAUGUUCAAGCUGUGUGGCGUCGAGUACCUGAUUCUCAUCUGCUCUGCGGGGGCGAUCAGUGCGGAGCACAAUGUGGGCGACGUUGUGGCCAUCAAGGACCACAUCAACGUUUUGGGCUGGUGUGGCAACUCCCCGUUGAUUGGCCUCAACGAUGCGCGCUUUGGCCAGCGCCGCCCCUCGAUGAUCGAUGCCUACGACGAGAUGCUGCUCGCCAAGGCAACGGAAAUCAGUCGGGAAAUCGGGCAGGAUAACCGGAUAAAGACAGGCGUCUAUGUCUGCAUGGGUGGCCCCAGCUACGAAACGGCGGCCGAGCAGCGCUUCUUGCGCAAGAUUGGAGCCGAUGUCAUCGGCAUAUCCAUGGUGCCAGAGGUAAUCAUCGCCAGACACUGCGGCUUGAAAGUAUUGGGCCUGACUCUAGUCACGCUUCCUCCCAAUGAUGUCGCCGUUCCCGCACAAAAUGAAUAUUCGACGCUACUAAUGCAAGGGAAGAAAGCCUGCAUUGAACUCGUUUCGCGUAUCAUUUAUAAAAUACAAAAUAAUUUGUAAAUGAAAUACAGUAUAAAUGAAAAGCUACAAAAUAAUUACUUGAGCAUUAGCAGUCA
Molecule: messenger RNA, 1170 nt
Organism: Drosophila mojavensis
Lineage: Eukaryota; Metazoa; Arthropoda; Insecta; Diptera; Drosophilidae
Product: purine nucleoside phosphorylase 1
Exons: 2
Coding region: 125-1114 (329 amino acids)
Biological process (GO): nucleoside metabolic process
Cellular component (GO): cytoplasm
Molecular function (GO): purine-nucleoside phosphorylase activity
Source: RefSeq, a predicted model, not a curated record